GACGACUGCGCGCGAAGACGACACGGGCGCGAGCAGGCGAGGUAGGAGACGAAACCGGUCUGGUUCGGUUCUGGUUCCGUCUCGGACGAUCACACGUGCCCGGCGCCGCUCAGUCCCAUUAUUACCGGCGAUCCCGUCGCGGCCACAACGUACACAUCACGCGAUACUAUCAUCGCCGACAUCGCGUCGACGUGGUAUACGAUAGCGAUAGCGCCGGACCCGCGAAGGAUUAUCAAUUUUAAAAUUCUAAAAUUUUUUUUUUACUCGAUGUGAUUAUAUUAUAUACAGCUGUAGUUGUUAACAAUACAGGCACGCGCCGCAAUAUCGUAACAAUAAUUUAGCCAUCUCGUUUUUGAGAGGUGCCACCGCCACGCCACCGAGAUCGAGAAAUCAUAUCAUAAUAUUUUAUAUUAUUACCUAUAUUCUAAAUCAUAAUAACGCAUCGGCCGCCGUUUUCCCGAUCAACAUUAUUGUUUUGCCGUUCGUCCGAGUCGCUUACAUUUGUUUUAUAUUAUCAUCAUCGUAUUAUUAUUCUGUUUCGAGACGUGCGAUGGUCCGGUCUCGCGAUCCGCCGGCAAUCGGUUGCAGGUGACGACGGACGACCGUCAGCACACGGCCAUUCGAACGUCGCUCGUCCAACGAUGACGACCGAUGACGAACGCCGGACAUGAACACUGGACCCGGCCAGGGCGCCCGUGGGCCAUCGUCUCUACCAAACUGGUGGCCCGCCGACCCUCGUCUCACCACUUCAUCGACCUCGGAUGUCAUGAGUCAGCUAUGUCGUGUGUGCGGAGAACCAGCCGCCGGUUUUCAUUUCGGAGCGUUUACGUGUGAAGGAUGCAAGUCGUUUUUCGGUCGGACCUACAACAACCUGAGCUCGAUAUCGGAGUGCAAGAACAACGGCGAAUGCGUGAUAAACAAGAAGAACAGGACGUCGUGCAAGGCGUGCCGGCUGCGCAAGUGUCUGGUGGUGGGCAUGUCCAAGAGCGGGUCCCGGUACGGCCGGCGGUCCAACUGGUUCAAGAUCCAUUGCCUGCUCCAGGAACAGCAGCAGCAGCACCAUCACCAGCACAACAACAACAACAACAACAACAACAACAGCAACAACAACCAGCACCACCAGCAACUCCCGCACCACCAGCAGCAGCAAUCACUCCCGCAUCAUCAACAACAACACCGUCAGUCCGCGGGCCUGCAGCAUUUUCAGCAACAGUCGGCUGCGGGUUGCAGACUGUCGCUGGACCACGGCCGGACGCCGCCGCUUUGGGCGGACGUCAAACACCACCUGCGCCUGGACGUGGACAACAACAAUUCCGUGGCCGGUGACCUGAACAAAGACGGCGUCGGCGGCCGGCUGUCCGCGUCCGCUGCCGCCGCCGCCGCGGCCGUCGUGCAGGCCGUCCGACCAGAACUGCUGCGGUGGCCCUCGCCGUUCUUCUCGGCGUUCCCGUUCCCGCCACCCGCGCCGUUCUUCCUGGCCCUGCAACAGCAGCAACAGCAACAGCAACAGCAACAGCAACAGCAGCAGCAACUGCAGCAAACGCCGACGCCGCCGCCGCCGCCAUCGCGCGGUCACCGGUCACCGCGAAGUCCGUCGUACCGGUCGUCGACCGCGGACGACGACAGCUGUGCGGGUGACCGCGACGAGGACGAGGACGACGACGACGACGGGCCGCCGUCUUCGAAGCGCGUCGCCGUCCACCGCGACCCGCCGCCGGUCCAGGAAUCUCCGAUGGACCUGUCGGUGACCGCGGCCGCGUCCACGCCGUCCCGGCCGCCGUCGCUCGGUUCCCCGUCGCUCCUACCGUACGUCGGCGGACGGUCGCCCGGCCACAGCCCGGAAGACCGGUCGCGGCGCAGGCGCCGGCGGCCGCGCAGGCGGAGACGGCAUCCGCGUGUAGACUUUGCCGCCGCUGACCGGACGUCCUGUUCGGACGACCACGACGACAGCGCGGCCGGAAGUGACCCGGCGGCGGUGUCCGACUCGAACGGAUCGGCCGACGGCGGCCGGCCGGAGAAAAACGCUCCUCUGGACUUGACGUGCAACCGGUCGUAGACGGAAUUUCAUCUCUAAUAUUAUAUUAUUAUCGUUAUUAUAUAACGCGUGAUAAGUUUUCCGGCGAUUUUUCCGUCCAGUUUUCCCUCCAUCACUCACCAUCUCUCUAUCUCCUCCGAAGCGUCUCUUUAUUAUAAUAUUUUAUAAUGACCUAUAAAAAAUUUCGUCGGAAAAAGUCGCGCCGCGGGUAUGUUGAAAUAUAAUCAUUAUCAUUAUAUUAUUAUUAUUAUUAUUAUUAUUAUUUUAUUUAUAUAUAUAUAUAUAUAUAUAUAUAUAAUGUAUAUAUCAUACAGUGUGUUAUAUGUACGGCGUGAUCGAUUCCGCUGUAUAUAGUUCACAAACGAAUUAUUGUAAUAAACAACGAGUGAUGUAUUAUAAUGUGCAUAGGCUAAUAAUUUGACUCGA
Metopolophium dirhodum (rose-grain aphid) is the source of this 2461-nucleotide messenger RNA. RefSeq names its product protein embryonic gonad-like. Lineage: Eukaryota; Metazoa; Arthropoda; Insecta; Hemiptera; Aphididae. Bases 668 to 2056 code for a protein of 462 amino acids. Gene Ontology annotation, molecular function: zinc ion binding; sequence-specific DNA binding; DNA-binding transcription factor activity. The transcript is spliced from 3 exons. The record is from RefSeq and is a predicted model, not a curated record. Gene Ontology annotation, biological process: regulation of DNA-templated transcription.